Acanthochromis polyacanthus (spiny chromis) is the source of this 4139-nucleotide messenger RNA. RefSeq names its product phosphatidylinositol-5-phosphate 4-kinase, type II, gamma a (gene pip4k2ca). NCBI's taxonomy places the organism in Eukaryota, Metazoa, Chordata, Actinopteri, Pomacentridae. The coding region runs from base 293 to 1525 and encodes 410 amino acids. Gene Ontology annotation, molecular function: phosphatidylinositol kinase activity. Gene Ontology annotation, biological process: phosphatidylinositol metabolic process. The record is from RefSeq and is a predicted model, not a curated record. The transcript has 10 exons.
GUUGAUGAUAACAUAUGCGGGCUGGAGGGGGCGGUGGAGGACUGUUAUCCAGAGACAGGACUUCACGCCCGGCUGAAGUUAGGAAGUAAUGAUUCAUCCCGCCGGGUUGUUCGUUAAAUCGUGCUCCGGAGAAACUGCGUCAGUGUAGCAGAAACCGGAGCGGGCCGGUGAACUUUGGCUGCGGUCGUCGGUGUGAUCGAGCCGCCAGAGAAACGGCCGCCGUCAGGGAGAAGAAGUGUCACUGCCGCUUCAGCUCUCCGCACAGGGGGACGAGGGGAGACAGUCCGCGGCCAUGGCUGCCACCUCCAGCCCCAUGGUGAUCCUGGCGCCCAAGACCAAGACGAAAAAGAAGCAUUUCGUGCAGCAGAAGGUGAAGGUGUUCCGAGCCAGCGAACCGGUCCUGAGCGUCUUCAUGUGGGGUGUCAAUCACUCGAUCAAUGAUCUCAACCAGGUGCCCGUUCCCGUCAUGCUGCUGCCCGACGACUUCAAAGCCAACACUAAGAUCAAAGUCAACAACCACCUCUUCAACAAAGAAAACCUCCCGGGGCAUUUCAAGUUCAAAGAAUAUUGUCCUCAGGUCUUCAGAAACCUGAGGGAACGUUUUGGUAUCGAGGAUCUGGAUUAUCAGGUGUCACUGACUCGCAGCUCCCCGAUGAGGAGCGUCGAUGAUCAGGGUGAAGGUUUGCUCCUCAACUCCUACGACCGAGCGCUGGUCGUCAAGCAGAUCUCCAGCGAGGAUGUUGCCGACAUGCACAACAUCCUGUCGGAGUAUCACCAGCACAUUGUGAAGUGUCACGGCAGCACGCUGCUGCCUCAGUUCCUGGGAAUGUACCGGGUGACCGUGGACAGCGAGGAGACCUACCUGAUCGUCAUGAGGAACAUGUUCAGCCACAGACUGGUGGUGCACAGGAAGUACGACCUGAAGGGCUCUCUGGUGGCUCGUGAAGCAAGCGACAAAGAAAGGGAAAAAGAGCUCCCCACCUUCAAGGACAUGGACUUCAGAAACAACAUGCAGAAGGUUUACGUGACGGAGGAGCAGAAGGAGAAGUUCAUGGAGAAGCUGAACAGAGAUGUGGAGUUCCUGGUGAGGCUGAAGAUCAUGGACUACAGCCUGCUGCUUGGCAUCCACGACAUCGGCCGGGCGGAGCGUGAGGAUGAGGAGGUGGAGGAGGUGUCCAACGAGGAGGAGCCGGAGGCAGAGAACGGCCUGGCGGGGGCCACGGUGGGUUCUUACGGAACGUCUCCGGAGGGAAUCGCCGGCUACAUGUCGUCCUACAAACCGCUGGGACCCGGAGAGUUCGACCCCUACGUGGACGUGUACGCUGUCGGGAGCUGCCCAGGAGCCCCUCAAAGGGAGGUUUACUUCAUGGGCCUGAUCGACGUCCUCACUCAGUACGACACGAAGAAGAAAGCAGCUCAUGCAGCAAAAACCGUCAAACAUGGGGCCGGAGCUGAAAUCUCCACAGUCCACCCCGAGCAGUACGCCAAACGAUUCCGUGACUUCAUCUCCAACAUCUUCGCGUGAAGCUGGAAUAUUUCCAGCCGGGAGCUAAAAGUCUUAGAACCAAAACUUAGAGUGCACACACGGAUCAUUAUUUGAAAUGUGGUGAUCUGAGGCGAGACUUUACGUUGUAGCAAUAUCAUGUACUACUUCUGAUGCAUAUAUUUAUUUUUAAGAUUUAAGAUGUAUUUCUAUAGAUAUUAAACACUCUUAACAGAAUAACUCUGGAAGCAAACUGCUGUUGAUCAGUGUUGAAAGUGUUAAACUACAUCAAACAUUGUCUUUUUUCCACUUGGCUCUGGUUUUUCCAGGCAUUAACUGAAAGAAUUUGUUUAUAUUUUUUUGCUUUUUACAGAGAGUCAGAUGAAAACAGAGGUUCAUGUCUGUACAGUGUUAAUAUAGAAGACAGUUAGCUUAGCAUGAAGCCUGAGCCAAACAAACAAACCCGGCCUGCUAGCACCUUUAGGUGAAGUUAUAUUAAGAGGUUCUGUGGUUUAAUUAAGCUUUUCUUUUAAACUAAAAUACAAAUUCAUACCGAUUUUUUUUUUAAUAAUCUACAAAAACAUGCAGACAAGACGAAGUACUUUAACUUUAACAACCUCCAGUAGCACCAAUAAUGUCAUUUACUGAAAAUGCAGUAAAAGUUGCUCUUGAUCAAAAAUGUAUUAAAACCCAUUAAUUAUCCUGAGCUUUGUGGGUUCUAGGCUCUAUUUUCUUGUAUUUGCCUUGAACUCUAAAAAUUAUGGAGGAACUUGAGCUGCUGAGCCCAACUGAUGGUGUAUAUCUAAAAAAAAUAAAUAAAUGUGUAAAUACAGUUAAGAUCUGAAUACAUCCUUUUCAUAACAAUUGCAGCAUAAUUAAAAUAAAAAGAAGAGAUACUGUGGAAGAUAGUAGGUGAAGUUGUAUGUUAUGUUUAAGUCUUUUGCAAAUAAAAAUACAUAAUUACUCCAAAUUUGUACCAGUUAUAUUAAGAGGUUCUGUGGUUUGAUUAUGGGUUUUUUUCUCAACUAAAAAUAUUUAAUUUUUUGUUUAAAAAAACAUGGACUUUUACUUUGAAAGAUGUCCAUGAUGCCUUCAGGUUUCAUCCAACAACCUCCAAUAGCAACAAUAAUCUAAUAAUUGACUAUAAAUGUAGUAAGAUUUGUUUUUUAACUUGAUCAAAAAUGUUAUAAAAUGUCUUUACUGAUAUUCUAGUAACACAUUUACGAGUAAUACCUUGAAGACUGGUCAUUUUAUUCACUAAGACUUUUUACAAAUAUUGUAAUCCUUUUGUUUUUUCAGUCUAAACUGUGUUUGAAGGAUUUAGUUUAUUCUACAUACAUUGGAUUUUGAAUAUAAUAAUCACAGUUAAAUUAAAGUGCAGACACGCAUUUUGGUCUUUCUGAUUAGACGCUGACCCACUAUGUAAGAAUCCAAAAUGCAGCAUGGAAAAACCAAAUAACUGAUCCCUAAACGUUCCUCUUGACUUCACCAAAAUGCUGCUUAAUGAAACUUUACAUUUACAAGAAUAAAAGGUCACUUAUUUUUACAUCAUCCGUCAGAAUUAUUGCAUCAAAUAUAGCCCUCAAAAAAGGUGUUAUGUGACCAGAAAAACAUAUUGUGGACAGUAUUGAUGAGGAUAUUUUAGUAGAUUAUUGGGUUUUUAUUACAUUUUUUGUUCAAACUUUGUAAUAUUUUUUGGCAUUAUUAAUUUUUCUGUAAGUAUUAUUGGGAGCUGCAGCAACGUUCAGGACUGAAGAAGGGAUAAAAUAUCACUUAAUAAUUGAAGGUGAAUAGAAGAGAAUGUGAACAUUUUUGUCAAUUAUGUGAAUUGUCAGGGCUGGACAGAACCCAGAUAAAACUCUCCAUUUUGAUUUUACAAGUUGUUAAGUUAGUGAACUUUUGAGCUGUUUUUAUUCUCUUUUCCUGUGGACACAGGUAAGCUAAGCUAACAGAUGCUAGCCGUGGCUUCAUAUUCACUGUACAAAUAUGACUCAUCGAACUCUCUGCAAGGAAGCAGCACAUUUCCCUAAAAGCUUUUCCUUCAACUCUUAUUUAAUGAGGAUUAGAAUAUAAUGCUAGUCUAGAUGGUACACUUGGAAGAUAAUGUUAUUUGUCGAUAGAAGCGGGGCCACUUGAAUGCUUGGUGCCAAACAUGUGUUUAUCAAAGCUUUAAUUGAAGCCAGAUUUGCACUUUGCACGCAGUUAAUUCGACUUUUUUGGCAGAGCAGUUCAACAAAACCCAAUUUCAUGGAUUAUAAUGUUUUCUACCAAACUUUCUGCUACAUUUCCUUAUAAACAUGCAGAACAGCCAAAUCACAAUUUAAGUUGUACAAAAAUAGAUAAACAUAUUGAGUCAUUUAGCCUGUAUACCUCCUAUCCAUUCGACUCCUUUCGUAGUGUUUUGUGUGUUAGACCGGCUGAUAUGUGGAUCAUUGUGGUAGGUUAGGACGUAGAAACAUUAGCAGCGGGAACUACAGUGUGCGUGUUGUUAGAUUUAGCGAUAACAGUGGUAGAUAUCUCUGACAGUAACUCUACAUUUCAGUAGCUUAGCCUUAACGCCGUGAGAUGACGCAGCAGAAACACUCACCUCUUCAAUGAUUGCACAUGUUGUAUUUUUGCAAAUCAGCUUUUGGACCAAAAUAUAUUUUACAAACAA